Molecule: messenger RNA, 1372 nt
Organism: Myxocyprinus asiaticus (Chinese sucker)
Lineage: Eukaryota; Metazoa; Chordata; Actinopteri; Cypriniformes; Catostomidae
Product: germ cell-specific gene 1-like protein
Exons: 6
Coding region: 1-1074 (357 amino acids)
Cellular component (GO): plasma membrane
Source: RefSeq, a predicted model, not a curated record
AUGUUGGACCACAUGUCCAGACGUUCUCGCUCCCUGCUCUCUCUCUUCUUCACCUCCCUUGCCCUUUCUUUAUCUGUGCUGGCAUUCUGCACAUCAUACUGGUGCGAAGGAACGCACAAGGUGGUUAAACCACUCUGCCUUUCACCUGUCAAGAUGAAGAACUGCGGCCAGAACAACAGCGAGCCUUACACUACAGAGAGCCCCACCCCAGAUUCCUGGGGCCCAUCCAAUAGAACAAUAUCACCAAAGCGAAGGGAGGAACUUGCUAAGAUUCGUCAGAGGCAACUGGCCAAUGCAGUCAGUUACAUCUGGGAGACAGGAGAGGACAAAUAUACCUUUCGAUAUUUCCACACAGGAUUUUGGGAAUCUUGUGAAAGACAUAUUGAUGGAGAAAGAUGUCGCAGGUUUAUGGAUCUUACCCCAGGAGAGACUCAUGGUGUUCUAUGGCUGUCAAUGAUUGCUGAGUUCAUGUACAUCAGUUUGUUAGGGAUGGGUUUUCUACUACUGUGGGUGGAGGUGAUGUGCUUUCGUAAAGAAAUGCAUGCGCUCAAAAUCAAUGCCUUCGCAGCAAUAUGCACUGUGCUCUCAGGGCUAUUGGGAAUGGUGGCUCAUAUGAUGUACACCACUGUAUUUCAGCUGACUGUAAUUGUGGGGCCCAAAGACUGGAGACCUCAGACGUGGGACUAUGGCUGGUCAUUUGCGCUGGCAUGGGUUUCUUUUAGUUGCUGCAUGGGUGCUGCAGUUAUGACCCUUAAUUCUUACACCAAAACAGUCAUUGAGCUCCAUCACCGGCAGAGGCUUCGACUAGAAGAGGCCCGUGCUACAAGCCAUGCUCCAUCUUAUGACGAGGUGGUCCCAGGUGGCGGGCUGUACUCUGUCAGUGGCCUAUUACAGUGCCCAGAUGGGAGGAUAGACUCUAUGUGGGCAUCAGAUGGGAGCAUGGGAAUGGUGAGAGAAGGCAAUGUGCCCACCCUGGUGCUAGUUGGUGGGUGUGGACCAGAUGCAUGUGAGGACUGUGAGAGAGAGAGGGAUCAGAUGAAGGAGGCCAUGAAGAGAACAGACUCUCCUUGCUAAAAGAGUGCAUUGUGAUGUGGGAUUACAUCUGAGUUCAUGAGCUGUAUUUACAACAAUGGCCUUGUAUGUUUUGCUUGCCCUGUUAAUUACAUUUUUUUAUGUUUUAUAGAGGAUAUUUUAAGGCAUGUACAGUAUGUGGCUGAAAUUCAGUCAGCAUGAGUAGAAAGAGGAGUUCAAGAGGUUUAGAGAGAUGGUAGGUGUGAGACAGGUGUUACCCAUAAAUCAAGCAAUAAAUGUAUUUCCAAGUGUAAGGAUUCUGGGAAAUUUCAUCUAUAUUUUGAAGAGUAUGAGUCUCUUG